This is a messenger RNA of Patiria miniata (bat star), 2507 nucleotides long. RefSeq names its product transcription elongation factor 1 homolog. Lineage: Eukaryota; Metazoa; Echinodermata; Asteroidea; Valvatida; Asterinidae. Gene Ontology annotation, biological process: transcription elongation by RNA polymerase II. The transcript has 4 exons. Gene Ontology annotation, molecular function: RNA polymerase II complex binding. Gene Ontology annotation, cellular component: transcription elongation factor complex. The record is from RefSeq and is a predicted model, not a curated record. The coding region runs from base 146 to 397 and encodes 83 amino acids.
GACUCUAACAUACACACUGUUGUGGUUGUCCUGAGAACAAGGUUGAUCGCAGCACAUGUUGAUGUGUUGAAUACGUGAGCAAAACGAGAGAUUUCAUCAUACGGACAUUUUGGAGUACUCCAGAGAAGAACUCACAAAUCACAAGAUGGGUCGUCGCCGCUCAAAGAGGAAGCCUCCUCCUAAGAAGAAACUAGUAGGAACGCUGGACACUCAGUUCACGUGUCCCUUCUGCAACCACGAAAAAGCCUGCGAAGUCAAAAUGGAUCGGACCAGACAGAUUGGAGUCAUAUCCUGUAGAGUUUGCUUGGAGGAUUUCCAGACCAGUAUCAAUUACUUGACAGAGCCAGUGGACGUGUACAGCGAUUGGAUUGAUGCUUGCGAGUCAGCCAAUGGGUAGCGAACGGGGACCCCCGUUAGGGGGAGCGGGCUGUCGAUACCUGCUGGAUCAUAAAAGCAUGGAUUAUUUUGCUGCAUGUAUAUACGCACAAAGUGCGUGUAGUACUUUCGUUGAAUGUAAAGCCCAUUUUUCUUUUGUGAAAAUUUAGAUCCCCCCCAAAAAAAUCUACUUAAGUGGAUGCAUGUGUUUCAGAAAUAAGAGAUGGGGUCCUAACAUUUUCCAAACAAAAGGCCAGAAUUCCAGAAAUCUACCGACCUCUUUUUGAAUAUUCUUCAUUUGUAAAUUAUUAAAUUUAGGUUAAGAAUUGUUUGUUAGAACUGGAAUUCCCAUUUAUUUCCAUUCAAAAAUACCCGAGACAGUUUACUCAUUCCUAUUGGUCGAGAGCCCGUCUCGUGGGUGGUUUUUAACCGAAACCACUGAAAAAACACCGCUGUGUUCUGCUCCACAUCGCAUUACGCGCCAUGCGCGCCAAUCUCCAUAUAAGGAGAUUCAUAGCACUACGUGCCUGAGGGACGUACCAUGGACAGAGGGGUGUUUCACAAAACAAGAAGGAAAAUUGUUGAACAAAAUCGUUCCAGUUUGGGCAGUUUUUGUGUGUGUGCUUAUUGUGACUUUUUAACCAAAAAGGUAUUUGUGAAUGGGAAUAAAUAUGCGUUUGGCCGCUUUUAACCAAGUACAUUAACUACUUAUUUAAAACCAGUUAGGGUCCUGGUUGCCGAUAAUGGCCUGACCUGAAAGCGCUAAGCACAUAUUUAUUCCCUUAAGAAUAACAAUCAAGAAAAAAUUUUAACACAUGAAAUAAACUGCUUUUUUUUCCAAAUGAACUUAAGGAACCAAAGAAAUUCCAAAGAACUAAGUAAAAUUGGGAUCUUUUUCGGCUAUUAAUUGCAUUUCGCAGGUAGCAUACACCAGAUGUAGACACUGUAAAUUAAAUUAUGGCGGUCACGGUUUGUGGGAAAUUCCGAGCAAUAAAAUGCCGAUUUGGAAACGCAGUUCAUUAUGACGGAGCAUUUGUGACCAAAAGUUUAGAAAUAUUAAAGCUCAUGUAAAUGGUUGUUAUAUUUUAAUGUUUAUUUUACAAGCAAAAAAAUAUUAGUAACUGAAAAGUUUGGAAUUUUAACGAUUUUGCUUUUGGCUUUUAUGGUGGGGGGUUCUGUCACGCCUGAACUUAAGACAAAUAUACAAAGGCUAAAGCUAGGAAACUGGCAGUCGAUGCCCCCGUUACAUUCUUGGCCUUACGGGGUUGAAAUUACAAACUUUGCAAAUUGAAGGAUAAAUACAUAUUUAAGAUUUGUGUUCAAGUUAUAGAAAUUCUGUCCUCAAUUUUAAUGUUAUAUUGUUUGUUUUUCAAGCGGCAUUGUUUAAUUUCUUGACAUUAAAAUAAAAGCCAAGACGGAACGUAUUCAAAACAGAUGGUGGUUUCACACCACCAGCAACACUUGUAUUUUGUAAUUUUCGCUGGUAGAACAAACAGAAAACUUGACCAAGCAUGUAACAUUACUAAUUGGAUUUAUUGAUCCAGUGUUGGUCUGGUUGACAGAAUAAAACCAAAAUAGUUGUAUCACUUGAGAUAUAUUGCGGAUAUACAUUAAUAACUUUCAGGCAUAUCUGAAGGAAAUUGUGAAAUCAUUCAUCAAUCAAAACCCAGACAUAUUUUCUGUGCAUAAAAAUAACUUCCAAAACUGCUUGUAUCAAGCCUCACCUUGUCUAACUGAUUAUUCAUUUACAAGAUUGAUUUUUGAAGUUGUACAGUUGUAAAACUCAAAGUUACACCUAAAUACAAAAUUGUUAAUCACAAUAUUUGUCAUUUUUCAAUUUCAAUUUGAGCUGUUGACAGCUAAUUCCGUAUUUUUUUUCUUGGAACGCUUACAGUAGUAUUAAUCCUGUAAGGAAAGUGCUGUCAGUAAUCUUACAAUUAAACAUAUAAACAACUACCAAAAAGGGCAACUAAUUUGUCAAAUUUUAAUUUACUAAUGUAAUUGACUGCUGGUAUCAAUUGCAGAUAUAUGUAUAAAGUCUUCAAAUCGCAAAAAAAUUGAUAUGAUUUGAAGAUUAAAUAAUGUUAUGGACAUUUUGUUUUAAUGAAAAAAAAAUAGCACAAUUUAAGAUU